Dictyostelium purpureum is the source of this 288-nucleotide messenger RNA. RefSeq lists its product as uncharacterized. The record is from RefSeq and is a predicted model, not a curated record. Lineage: Eukaryota; Evosea; Eumycetozoa; Dictyosteliales; Dictyosteliaceae. The transcript has a single exon. The annotation marks the transcript as partial. Gene Ontology annotation, molecular function: peptidyl-prolyl cis-trans isomerase activity; macrolide binding. Gene Ontology annotation, cellular component: nucleolus; chromatin.
AAUGUUUCAAUAAAAUAUUCAGGUUGGCUCGAAAAUAACAACAAAGUUGGAAGUUCAUUUGAUUCUAAUAUUUCAUCAGGAACUCAAUUUCGUUUUGAAGUUGGUGUAGGAAGAGUUAUUAAAGGUUGGGACCUUGGUGUCAUCGGUAUGAGAAAAGGUAUUAAAAGAGUUUUGGCCAUUCCUUCUGAAUUGGGUUAUGGUGAAAAAGAAAACUCUAGUAUUCCAAGCGGUUCCAAUUUAAUCUUUGAAAUCGAAGUUACUGGUUCAAAGAGAAAAGAAAGUUCUGAA